Messenger RNA from Mesorhabditis belari, 1173 nucleotides. NCBI's taxonomy places the organism in Eukaryota, Metazoa, Nematoda, Chromadorea, Rhabditida, Rhabditidae. The record is from the annotation of a GenBank genome assembly.
AUGGACUCACUUAUGCAACGAAUCAGGAAGGUUUCUUCACCGAGAACAAAGGAAGAAUCGUUGCAAUGGUUUGAAUGCGUUCUACAGGAGAAAUAUACAAAGGAGGAUGCGAAUGCGGUACAUCGCGUCGAAGCUCAACUACAAUGUCUCCGACGGCUAUUCGCCUCAAAAAGUGGCUUCCAGGCCUUCAUGGAAGUGGCCGGAACUCGAGAGAAAUUGGGUGAUCUCGUCGUGCGAUGUUUGCAAUGGAGAAAUGAAGCGAUCGACCAUGCUGUGGUGGAGACGCUGUGUGCACUGAUGCGGCCGAUGCACAAUUUCUUGGAGCUUCGCGCCGAACAACUUAACAAACAAAGAGUGAGCUCUGAUGGAAGUGGAGGCGGUCCGUCGACAAGUGCAAAGCCACCCACUCGACAAACGAUUUCAUAUCACUCAUCCCAUUGCCAUCAAUUGCCUCAACCCACUCCUCAACCCACUCCAUCGAUUCCUGCAACAUUUCAUCAUGUUCCUGAUCAACAAUUCAUUUCACAGCAUUUACAGGAGAUUCUCGCUUCAUCCCCGGCUCAACUCACUCGUUGCGGUGUUCUGCCUAGGAAUGGAUCGGCAGCUGAAUGGGAAUGGUGGUUGUGCUGGCUGGCCACAGCUCUCUCACCACCACAGUGGCAGGGUUACUGGGCAGCGCAUGCGGCAGUGUUUGGCGGUGAAUCGGUUCCAGUGAACGAAUUGUCCUUUUUCUCAUCGCCUGCAUCAGUUCUUCUUCAAUCAUUCGCCGCUCAAUGUGCCCAACAAGCGUACGGAGGAGUGACCGAGGCGUCGACGAAUUUCUUCUCAACCGUUCCUCCAUCAAUGUCCUCCCUUUUCACUCCACUCAUCUAUCCACCACCAUUGGAACAACGAAUCAUCGAGCAUCAAGCUGAAUCUUUCUCUCUCUCAUCCAUUCCCAUAUCUUUCAUUGAUCCCUUCCCUGAUCACUCUGCUCCUCAUUCUCCGCCAUUCUCUGAUCCAUCUACCUCGAUUUAUUUCACUUUGCCCACAUUUCGAGCCCCAGCCCAAAGCAUUUUGACUUAUCUGAGAUUCCUCAAUGGGAAACGCGGCCACGACACAGGGUGGUGGUGGGAAUGGUCAUCGUCGAGACGGUUCCUCUCCACUUCCAUCACAAUUUCAUCAGCACUCUGG